Schistocerca gregaria is the source of this 5857-nucleotide messenger RNA. RefSeq names its product membrane-bound transcription factor site-1 protease-like. The coding region runs from base 1085 to 4309 and encodes 1074 amino acids. The record is from RefSeq and is a predicted model, not a curated record. The transcript has 17 exons. Gene Ontology annotation, molecular function: serine-type endopeptidase activity. NCBI's taxonomy places the organism in Eukaryota, Metazoa, Arthropoda, Insecta, Orthoptera, Acrididae. Gene Ontology annotation, cellular component: Golgi apparatus. Gene Ontology annotation, biological process: proteolysis.
CAAACAGAUCGUUACGUGCGGACGGGUCUUACUUAGAUGUAAAAGUACAAUAUCCACUGCUGUGAAGGCAGUGAAAAUCGAUUUAUUGCCUAUCUUAGUAAACGACGACCCCGUUCCCAACACCAACAACAACUUCAAAACUAUAUUCCCGGGAAACGUAUCCUGGCCAUUACUUUCCGUUCCGCCCCGCUCCAUUCCAUUGAAGGUUUGUGUGAAUGUCCGUCAUUUGAAAGUCAUUGUAGAAUGGUUUGACGUUUCGGUAACUGUGAAUCGACAUUAACGUAUUAGGUGUUCAAAACUGACAGUAGUGUUUGCAGUGAAUAUUUCUGCAUUCUCAAUCAUUAAUGUACGUAUUAAACGGGUGGUCGUCGUUCUCAUAACAACGCACGUGGGCUACUUAAUCCUAAUAGGAAGGACAGAAAUCGCAGAAUGAUUGCUUCCUCAAGCUCGCUGCAGCUUGCCUCACGUUUGAAAACUCCAAUGGACUGGAGAUUAAUAAUAUGACUGUAAAUAAGAAAACUGAUGAUGAGAAAACAUCCCUUUGGCUCAUACAUAGGGAAACAUGUAGGAAGCCUCACUCGACUACGGAAGAAACAGUUGUAUGUCUGCACGGAUAUAUUAAUAAUCUUGAUUGUGUAAAGGAAGAGCCUCGUUGUCGUGAUGGAAUACAAGCAAACAUCAAUAAAAAGAACUGUUAUAUUCUGUGGCAAGAGAUAAUAAAGUGGAGAUUAAAUAGUGGUCACGUGCCCUGUUUUUUUUGCGUACUUGCCUUGUGUUUAUAAAACAGUGGAUGGACAUGGCUGAUUGUGUGUGGUAGUGGGAGAGUGUGUGUGUCUCAGGAGUGCAUUAGUAAAAAAUGAUGGCCCUCGCAAAUGUUACAGCAUGAAUUCCGAGAAGCGGAUAUUUCUGAAGUGUAACUGCAGUUACGCACAAACGACUCGUAAGAAAAGGACGCUAUUAUCCACAUAGACAUGACUGCAAGAGGAAAACAGUGAUACACAUUAUCAUAGUGCCUUCAAACGACGCCAAUAACCCCGUAGAAAACAAGAUGUUAUCCAGUCUGUAGCCGAAUUGUGAUACAAGAAUGAAACUGAAAGUGAGGUUAAGGCAGAGACACUUCCGAUGUAUCCCAUUUCUUCUACUUCUCCUUACUCAUUUUUGGUCUGUGGAAACGUUUCAAAAUAAACAAAACUCGACGAUUGGCGAAAAGAGCGAAACCCGUGUUGGUGUCUGCUGCAACGAUACGACUCCACCACAGUUGGUUAACAUUAAAUUUUCGUCACACGUUGUACGAAAUGAAUACAUUGUGGCAUUUGAUGGUUACUACAAGACAACUACAAGAGAAAAAUUCAUAGCUGCUGCACUGAAUAAUUCUGGUAUUGAAAACUGGAAGAUACUGCCUCGAAACAACCCAGCAAGUGAUUUCCCUAGUGAUUUUGAUGUAGUAUUGCUAGAUGAAACAGAGAAACUUAAUGGAUUGGAAGCUCUCAGUGACCAUCCAUCUGUGAGACGUGUAACACCACAGAGAGUAGUUCACCGUACUCUCAAAUACGUGAAUCUCACAGAUGAUCAGCAGCGUAAAUCUGAAUGCACAGGAUCAAACUGCCUUCAACCGACGUGGCAAUCAUCUCGUCAUAUGCGAAGAUCAAGUCUGGCCAUUAAUAAUCAAUUUUGGCAAUCUACAGGCAGGCACACAAGCAGAAGAUUAUUGCGAGCUGUUCCAAGACAGAUUACAAGUAUUCUUCAAGCUGAUGCUCUUUGGAGUAUGGGAAUAACAGGUACUGGAGUAAAAGUAGCUGUUUUUGAUACUGGACUGGCCAAAACACAUCCACACUUUCGGAAAAUCAAAGAACGUACCAACUGGACUAAUGAGAAGACCUUAGAUGAUGGCCUAGGUCAUGGAACUUUUGUUGCUGGUGUAAUUGCCUCAAGUCAAGAUUGCCUGGGGUUUGCACCUGAUUCUGAGUUACAUGUUUUCAGAGUGUUUACAAACAAUCAGGUGUCCUAUACAUCUUGGUUUCUGGAUGCUUUUAACUAUGCAAUUUUAAAAAAGAUUAAUGUGCUGAACCUUAGCAUAGGUGGACCAGAUUUCAUGGACCACCCAUUUGUUGAUAAAGUGUGGGAACUCACUGCUAACAAAGUAAUUAUGGUUUCAGCCAUUGGAAAUGAUGGACCAUUGUAUGGGACAUUGAACAAUCCUGCUGAUCAGAUGGAUGUGAUUGGUGUUGGUGGUAUAAACUUUGAAGACCAGAUAGCAAAAUUUUCCUCUCGAGGAAUGACAACUUGGGAAUUACCACAAGGGUAUGGACGUGUAAAACCAGACAUUGUAACGUACGGAUCAACUGUUCGUGGAUCAAGCAUCAAGGGUGGAUGUCGCACUCUUUCAGGAACUAGUGUUGCCUCUCCAGUUGUAGCUGGAGCUGUAACGCUUCUCAUGAGUGGUGUCUUACAUCGAGGAAAUGUAAUAAAUCCAGCCAGUAUGAAGCAGGCGCUGAUGGCAUCUGCUCGUAGAUUACCUGGUGUGAAUAUGUUCGAGCAAGGACAUGGGAAGCUUGACUUGUUGAAGGCAUUUCACAUACUCAACAGUUACAAGCCACAGGCUAGCUUGAGUCCAAGCUACAUAGAUCUCAGUGAGUGCCAGUACAUGUGGCCAUACUGCACACAACCGCUCUACUAUGGGGCCAUGCCAACAAUUGUAAAUGUGACCAUUCUUAAUGGUCUGGGGGUCUCAGGUCGGGUGACAGAGGUACGGUGGCACCCGUAUACUCCACAGUUUGGACACCACCUUGAUGUGUCAUUAACACACUCUGAACUUCUAUGGCCAUGGUCUGGCUGGCUGGCAAUCAGUAUUUCUGUCGCAAGAGCAGCUGCAGGUUGGGAAGGAAUUGCACAGGGACAUAUAACAGUCUCAGUAGAGUCACCUCCUGAAGAUGGAGAGACAGAUUCUCGACAUUCUUCUGUUAACCUGUCCAUCAAGGCUAAAAUUGUGCCAACACCACCACGUCACAAACGUAUAUUGUGGGAUCAGUAUCAUAACUUACGAUAUCCCUCAGGAUAUUUUCCUCGUGAUAAUCUACGCAUGAAGAAUGAUCCAUUAGAUUGGAAUGGUGAUCAUAUUCACACAAAUUUCAAGGAUAUGUAUCAACAUUUACGCAACAAUGGAUACUAUGUGGAAGUAUUAGGGUCUCCUUUUACAUGUUUUGAUGCAUCUCAGUAUGGUACAGUCUUACUAGUUGAUGCAGAAGAAGAAUAUUUCCCUGAAGAAUUUGCUAAACUAAAAAGAGACGUGGAUAAUGGACUUUCUCUCAUUGUAUUUGCAGAUUGGUACAAUGUUACAGUAAUGAAGAAAGUAAAGUUCUAUGAUGAAAAUACGAGACAGUGGUGGAUGCCAGACACAGGUGGAGCAAAUAUACCUGCAAUUAAUGACCUGCUGUCUUCGUGGGGAAUUGCCCUUGGAGACAGAGUCUUUGAAGGCCAGUACACCAUUGGUGACCAUGACAUGUACUAUGCUUCUGGUACAUCCAUUAUUAGGUUUCCAGAGAAUGGAACUGUUAUAUUUCAAAAGCUGAAAGACCAAGGGCAUGAAGUACUUGUAGAAGAUUCCAGUGUGUCAGAGAAUGUGCCAAUUCUGGGAUUGCUUCAAACAAAGGCUUCAGAAAAAAGUGGCCGCAUUGUGAUCUACGGAGAUUCAAACUGUUUAGAUAACAGUCACUUGGAGAAAGAUUGUUUUUGGAUGUUAAGUGCCCUUCUGGAAUUUACAUCAACUGGGCACCUUCCCACAGUUUUCAAAGAACGCCAAACAGAAUUCAGAAAUAAGGCAACAGACCUUCCACAGAGAAUGGAGGGAAACCAUCUCCACAGGUAUUCCAAAGUUCUGGAAAAUCGUAUGGGAAGUCUACAAACAAGAGACCUGCCACCUUGCCCAACUCUUGUUUGGGCACAGCCAGUGCCACUGAAUCAAUCUGCUCCAACCAAUCUGUAUAAGUCACAGAAGCUCCUCUCUUUGGCCCAUGAGGACCAGCAACAGUUGUGGAACUUUGGGUUACCUCCAAGAGGUGGUCCAGGUGUUCUGUCAGACAUCCUUUCUGAAGAACAAGGGGGGUGGCGAAACGACCUUUCAGGCCUUGGCAACUACGAGGAAGAUGGCCUGUCAUUACUGCCACCUCUUGCACUGAUGUUCAUGUCUUGUACAGUAGUGUUCCUAGCAUUCCGAUUUUACCGUCAGCGCACAAGAUCUAGAAGGAAACGUCCUCUACGUCUUAGAAAAUUUGCAACAGCCCUGAGUGUGAACCGUGUGCCAGCUGUAUGAUGUGUGUAGGCAAGCAGUUAGUCUUCCAAACUGUAGUAUUUUUAUGACUUAAAAGUAUUCUUUUGUACAUACAUAUAUAUAUAUUUUUUAAUUUGUCACGUGGAGGAAGUUUUUAAUGUAUAUUUAACAGGCAGGAUUUUUGUUAGUUAUUUGGUAGGUCUCUUCUCAGUAUUACUUGCCUGUGUAGGUUAUUAUAUUAGCAUAAUGAUAUCUAGACUUCAUAACAUUUUCCCAAAACUUCUUUUUUGUGAUUGCGAAAUGCGUACGUGUGAACUCCAAAUGUAUAUCCUACGUACUUUUUCCCCCCCCCCCCUAUUGAAUGUGUUCAGUAAAACUGAUCUCGUGUUUCUUUUAUUAUUGCAGUAAAUGAAAGUUAAGUUGGCAGAAUACUUAUACUGGAAUGUGAGAGUAACAGUGUUCAAACUGAAUGAAAAAAAAAAAAAAAAAAAUCGUCUCCUGUGUCUCGACAAAUGCAACAUGAAAUGGAUGGAAAUUAACUAAAAUUGGUUACAAAACUUUGUUUGCUAUGUCUCAAUGAAGCUUUUAGAAUCAGUUUUAAUAAUAUUUCCAAAAUGGCACUGUGAAGGGAAAAAUAACAGACAAAGGUGAUCUUUCCAAAUAACAUAAACUACACAAAUAUUGUAAUACAAAAUAAAUGGAAAUACACUGGAAAAACUAAAACGUUUUGUUCAUUAAUGUAGUUAGUUUGGAGUCCCAGUGCUGACUAUUGUCUAAAUCGUACACCGACUCCCCUUCGUAAAUCAAUCGACAUCAAGAAUUCAUAUUGUUAUAUUACUGCUCGACUGUAACAAUCACACAUUGAUGUGAAACUGAUUUCAUUUUAUGAUUAAUGAGUUCCUUAUAGUAUUGUGUCUGUGUUUUAUUCAUUACUUGGUGCAAAACAGUUUUACUGUGUUUUGUGUAAUGGUAACUAUUGAUAAUAAUCUUUCCUGAAGUCUGCUGAAACUUGUGAGAGAGAAAUAUUAGCCGUUGCUGCUAGGAACAUGAACACGUCCAUUGGUGUUAAUGCUUUGCUGGUUGUUUUUUUAAAGGAAUAUAAUUUUAUGCAGAAAGAUCAUCAGAUUUCACUUGAUCUGUUUGAGACUCACUAGAAUUAAACUUCAGUUCUGUACUAUUAUUAGUUUUCAAUAUUUUAAUAGAAAAAAAGUUCCUAUUUUUAAUAGACUAAUUUGCUAACUGUUCCCUCAAAAUAGGUUGUAAGUAAAUGUUUCUGUUCUUUCUUGUGUACAAUAUGUUUUAUCAUCUGUAAGUGUGAAAUUGUGUGCCAUUAUAAAUCAUGGGUGUCAUAAAUCACCAAGAAACGUGCUUCGUAUCAGAUGUAACAAUAAUUCUAAAUGAAGAAAGAAGUUUUGUGCGAACAAUUUGUAUUACAUUACGUGUGAAGUUAAUUCAAAAGAAGUGUUUUAAUAGAAUUUUAAAUGAUGAAAGUUCAAGAAAUGUAAUUGAGAGAGUAUCAUACUUUUUUGUACCUCAGAACAUUCCUUUACUGUACGUUACAAGUUGCAAAACAUCCCAGAUUUUAAUGUA